Molecule: messenger RNA, 2026 nt
Organism: Lactuca saligna
Lineage: Eukaryota; Viridiplantae; Streptophyta; Magnoliopsida; Asterales; Asteraceae
Source: the annotation of a GenBank genome assembly
AUGAUCAGCUUAAUCACAGAACAGAUACAAGCAAAGAGAGGAACAGAGAUGGCAACAACAUGUGUACUUUCCAGUAUAAAGUGUUCGACUAAUAAUCAUCCCAGAAGUGUUAAAGUAGGAGAUCUUAAGACUGCACUCUCAAGUAUAGUUAAGCUAUCAAAACAAAAGCUGGAGAACUCAACCCUCAAAAUUGAAGCUGGUAAAGCUAUCAAGGCUGCUUCAUUGGCAAUGUUAAACACACUUGUAGAUUCCAUCUUUGAGUUUGUGGAUCAACCCAUGCUUCCAUCUGAGAAAAACUUCGCACCCAUUGGGGAGAUCGGGGAACUUGUAAAAGUUGAUUAUCAUGCAGGGAAACUUCCGGAAGAUUUUCCAGAGGGAAUUUACAUUAGAAAUGGUUCAAAUCCCUUAUUUGGAGGCUUAAAAUGUGCACUAUCGGUGUUCGGCAAAACAGACAGCAUCUGGGUUGAAGGCGAAGGGAUGCUUCAUGCUCUACAUUUCACUAAAGAUUCGGAAGGAAAUUGGAGCUUUUACUACAAAAAUAAAUAUGUGGAAACAGAAACAUAUAAGAUGGAAUCACAAAGAAAGAAACCUACUUUUCUUCCUGUAGCAGAAGGAGAUGCUCCAGCUGCUUUAGUUGGAUCAUUUUUCAACAUGUUAAGAUUUGGUCAUGUCUACAAAAUUAUAAGCAACACCAAUGUUUUUGAGCAUGGUGGAAAACACUAUUCUAUCUCCGAGGACUAUUUGCCACAUGAGAUUGAUCUUAUUAGCCUUGAAACUUAUAACGACUGGAACCCAAGUGGAAUUUGGUCUCGACCUUUCACAUCACACCCAAAGACAGCACCAGGAACCGGGGAACUGGUUAUAGUAGGGGUUGAGCCAUCAAAACCAUAUUGUGUUGUGGGUGUCAUUUCAGUCGAUGGAAAAGAACUUGUUCACAAAUUGAAUCUACAGCUAGACCAUUGCUCACUUUUUCAUGAAGUAGGUGUCACAAAGAGGUACAACAUACUGGUUGAUUCUAUGUUUACAUUGAGCCUAGAGAGGGUAAUGAAAGGAGGCCAGUUAUUUAAGUACGAGAGGGAGAGAGAUGCAAGGAUUGCAGUGAUUCCUCGGUAUGGUGAUGCAGAAUCAAUUAAGUGGUUUCAUAUAGAACCUUGUGUUACUUAUCACCUAAUGAACUGUUUUGAAGAUGGGGAUGAGGUUAUUGUGAGAGGAUGUAAAGCUAAUGCAUCCAUUCUUCCAGGACCUGAUUGGGGAGAAGAUAAAUUUGAGUGGUUCUCUAGAGGAUUUGAUUUUAAAUCUGUUGACAGAAAUAAUGGGCAUGAUCAUAAUACAGAAACAGGACAUGGAAUGUUGUUUACUAAUGUUAGGGAAUGGAGAUUGAACAUGAAGACCAUGGAUGUGAAAGAGAGAGAUGUAACUGGAACAGAAUACUCAAUGGACUUCCCAAUGAUCAAUGCAGAUUUUACAGGUCUUAACCAUAAAUAUGGAUACACCCAGGUUAUCGACUCUAUUGCAAGCUCUAAAUCAGGAAGAACUAAAUAUGGAGGACUAGCAAAAUUAUACUUUGAAGAAACAGAUGUUGAAGGAAAUGUAAAGAUGGAGUAUCAUUGGUUACCAAAAAAUAACUUUUGCACAGGAAGUGCUUUCGUGGCUAAGCUAAAGGCUGUAGAGGAAGAUGAUGGUUGGAUUGUUACAUUUGCUCAUGAUGAAGAAAAUGACAUUUCUUAUGUAAUAGUAGUUGAUGCUAAAAACCUUAGGCAUGAGCCUAUAGCAAAAAUAAACCUCCCUCAACGUGUGCCAUAUGGUCAUCAUGGAGUUUUCUUUUCAUCGACAUAAACUAGGACUGGAAUCUAUCAAAGACAUUGGAAGUUAUUCUAUGAACUUCUCUGAAGGUAGCGGAUGAUCAUGAUUAGUACGUACUAGCAAUAAAACAUUCAUCUUGUAUAUUCUUAUAAUAUAUUGAACUAUUUUUUUUUUAUCUUGUCUAAUAUCAAUUUUUAUUUGGUGGAAUUUGUGUAUUAUGCCC